Pelagomonas calceolata is the source of this 1557-nucleotide messenger RNA. Lineage: Eukaryota; Pelagophyceae; Pelagomonadales; Pelagomonadaceae. The record is from the annotation of a GenBank genome assembly.
CGGACCUCGAGGCUGCCUGCGUGCUUGUUGCGCCACGAGGCGGCGCUCUCGCGUCCCACUGGUGCUUGUGCGAAAGCUGGGCAGCCCGAACCGAUGGCGGCGCCGCCAUGGGCCACCCUCGCGCUCCUCGCAACAACCGCCAGAGCCUGCGUCCUCCACGGCACGGACAGUGGGGUCUGCGACUUUAAGUUGGACCCGGCCUAUGCCGACCCAGCUAGAGGCUGGACGACAGAGGACACGCGGGCGUACCGGUUCUACCACAUGCCCUACUGCGGGCGGUAUGUCAGGUACCCCGCCUGCGUGCCGGCCAUGGAGCCCGUGAACCGCACGAGCCCCGACGGCAAAUUGACGCGGCGCAUGGAGUACGAGGCCGGCGGGUCGCAGCCGAAUGAUAAGGCGUACGAGUGGCUCAUGGGCGACGAAGGGACGCGGGCCGAGGCCGAAAUUUACGGGCAGGCCGUGGGCGCGCCGGAGAUCACGGCGGAGUCUGAGGGAAAGGUUGUGGGCGACGACGUCAUCUAUGCCUAUGAGGGCCGAAUACCCCCGGACAUGGAGCACCCCGAGGGUAGAUUUUAUGGCCACACGACGCGGAACAAGGACUUCUGGGUGCGGCGGGCGACGUUCCACAUCAUCGAUGACAGGUUGAACGAGGAGUCGACGAUCCGCUGCCGGGUGCGGGAGGGCACGGACGUCAAGUUCGACAUGAGCGGCCAGAGGAUGGCGCGCGGCAAGGACUGCAAUAGGAUGUACGAGACGGCGGACCCCUGCGAGCACAACUUGUCGCCGUGCGUGAAUAAAUACGGCGAAGGCUCGUGCGAGGGCGUCGACGCGGACCGGUGCGAGGGCAAGGACCCCUUCAACCCGAACGGGGGCCCGACGUGCGGCCGGGGCGGGCGGAAUUCGGGCUGCCGGGGCUGGCCCAUCGAGCCGCGCAUGUCGCUGGUCGUGGCCAAGGGUCACGGCGAAGCGGAUACGGACGAACGGUGUCGGGGCGAGGCCGGCGAGCGGUCCAGGAGUAACCCGGACAAGGUGAACAAGGACAAGGAGCCGAUGGAGAAGGGUUCGAUACAAUGCCCCGGCGGGAACACGUGCCAAAAGGCCUUCCGGGCCUAUUUUUGUUAUCUCAAUUUCCCGCGGUGCUACUGGGACGACCGGACGGACGAGAUGAAGAGCGUGCCGUUGUGUCGCAGCGCGUGCAAGAACUUCUUCAAGGCGUGCAACUACGAUAAGAGUUUGUGGAGAUGCGGUCGUUCAGAAUGGAUGAACGGGAACGAGCCCGAGGACUUCGCGGCGUAUGGAAGGUACAUGCGCGACUUCUUCCCGGGCCAGCCCUUCCGCAACUCCUACAAGUCGAGAGGGUAUCGGAAUAUUCAUGGGCGGUGCACGCCCGGCGUGCCCGACGACGAAUUAGGUUAUAGGGGUCCCUUCGAGGUGCGGAAGGACGAGGACAAGGAGGACGUCGAGGAGCAGCGUAGGUUAGGGGAGGCGAACGAGACGGCGCUGGACCGGCGGCGGGGGCGCUUUUAUGCUUGGCUCGAGGGGAUGGGGGUGGUGUAA